AAGAAAGCACAUUAACUCAGUUUUAUUCUCUUGGAGCAGAAUAACACCAAAAGUGGACAACAUGAAUUCAGCUUUACUGCUGUCUUUGCUUCUACCAGUUGCAGUUGUUUCCCAUGUACUGGACCUGCCCCGCAAAGUUCUGUUCAAACUGGGUGACAGGAGAGAGUUAAGAUGUAGCAUGUCAUCUUGCCCCGAGAAGGUGAAGUUUGUUUGGAAGCCAUUAGAAGACAAACCGAAAUAUGCUACUAUUAAAACACAGGACAGAGAAUCUGUGCUGGUCUAUGACAAUGUGAAAAAGUAUCACGAAUACUCCUUAGUGUGCAAAGCAACCUGUGAAAAGGAGACAAAACAGGCGACAGCAAAGAUUCAAGUUUAUUCUUUUUCAAGAAACCCAGUAAUAUCUGGACAUGACAGCUUGAAACUGGGUGAGAAAAAUGUCCUGCGCUGUGAAGUGUCUUCUGUACACCCUCCGGAGUUACUCACAGUGCAGUGGCUCUAUGAAGGUAAAGUUCUUCAGACUAAUGAGGGAGAACCUGAGAGUAAUUACAUAUUCACACCUUCAAGUGAGGAUGAUGGGAAGGUGAUAACAUGCAGAGCAUCACUUAAUGUUGAUGGUAUACCACUUGAUGAGAAGACCAAGGAGACAUCUGUACACAUGACAGUUUUCUCUGCACCGCACAAUGUUAAAAUAUCUGGAGCGACCGCCGUCCCGCUGGGAUCCAGUUUAAAUUUGACCUGUGAGGCCGAGGGCAAGCCAAAGCCUGCGUUUACAUGGACCGCUCUCAAACCAGAUGGCCAGUCUGUGGAAAUGGGAAAAUAUCGAGAUCUCCUCGUACAUAACGUGUCCUUAUCAGAUGCUGCUACUUACCAGUGUGACGUUACAAAUGACUUUGGAAGCCAAAGGGCCAAUGUUUCAGUAGUCGUUCAAGCACCUCCUAUGAAUACCCUGCUUGAAGCAAGUCCACAAUCCAUUCUGAAGGAAGGAGAAUCUGUGAACAUUUCCUGCAAGUCCAGCGUAGUCCCAGUGACACACGUGGUGCUCAGCAGGAGGGUGAAUGGUGCAAAAAUAGAGCUAGCGUCUAGUAAAGGGGCUGAAACAUCAUUAGCCCUCCUCUCUGUCAAUCUGACCGACUCUGGAGAGUUUGUGUGUGAGGCUUUCAAUGAUUAUGGCAGUCAGGAGACUACUCUCAAUCUAACUGUUGAAGCUCAUUUGCUAGAAGUGGUGUUACAACCGGACAAGGUCGUGUUGGAGAGAGGCUCCAGGCUGGUCCUCUCAUGUCAGGCUUUCGGUUGCCCUCAACCCAAGUUCUCCUGGAAGAAUCUUUCAAAUACGCCGAUCCUCAGGCGACUUGAGACGGAUGACUUACAGUCCCAGUUGGUGUUUGAUCUAGUGGAGUUGGAAGACGAGGGAACUUACCGUUGUGAGGUCACAUGUGGCUCAAUCAAGAAGUCCAAACAGACAGAAGUCAAGGUGUUUUCUUUUUCAAGAAACCCAGUAAUAUCUGGACAUGACAGCUUGAAACUGGGUGAGAAAAAUGUCCUGCGCUGUGAAGUGUCUUCUGUACACCCUUCGGAGUUACUCACAGUGCAGUGGCUCUAUGAAGGUGAAGUUCUUCAGACUAAUGAGGGAGAACCUGAGAGUAAUUACAUAUUCACACCUUCAAGUGAGGAUGAUGGGAAGGCAAUAACAUGCAGAGCAUCACUUAAUGUUGAUGGUAUACCACCUGAUGAGAAGACCAAGGAGACGUCUGUACACAUGACAGUUUUCUCUGCACCGCACAAUGUUAAAAUAUCUGGAGCGACCGCCGUCCCGCUGGGAUCCAGUUUAAAUUUGACCUGUGAGGCCGAGGGCAAGCCAAAGCCUGCGUUUACAUGGACCGCUCUCAAACCAGAUGGCCAGUCUGUGGAAAUGGGAAAACAUCGAGAUCUCCUCGUACAUAACGUGUCCUUAUCAGAUGCUGCUACUUACCAGUGUGACGUUACAAAUGACUUUGGAAGCCAAAGGGCCAAUGUUUCAGUAGUCGUUCAAGCACCUCCUAUGAAUACCCUGAUUGAAGCAAGUCCACAAUCCAUUCUGAAGGAAGGAGAAUCUGUGAACAUUUCCUGCAAGUCCAGCGUAGUCCCAGUGACACACGUGGUGCUCAGCAGGAGGGUGAAUGGUGCAAAAAUAGAGCUAGCGUCUAGUAAAGAGGCUGAAACAUCAUUAGCCCUCCUCUCUGUCAAUCUGACCGACUCUGGAGAGUUUGUGUGUGAGGCUUUCAAUGAUUAUGGCAGUCAGGAGACUACUCUCAAUCUAACUGUUGAAGCUCAUUUGCUAGAAGUGGUGUUACAACCGGACGAGGUCGUGUUGGAGAGAGGCUCCAGGCUGGUCCUCACAUGUCAGGCUUUCGGUUGCCCUCAACCCAAGUUCUCCUGGAAGAAUCUUUCAAAUACGCCGAUUCUCAGGCGACUUGAGACAGAUGAUUUACAGUCCCAGCUGGUUUUUGAUCUAGUGGAGUUGGACGACGAGGGAACUUACCUUUGUGAGGUCACAUGUGGCUCAAUCAAGAAGUCCAAACAGACAGAAGUCAAGGUGUUUUCUUUUUCAAGAAACCCAGUAAUAUCUGGACAUGACAGCUUGAAACUGGGUGAGAAAAAUGUCCUGCGCUGUGAAGUGUCUUCUGUACACCCUUCGGAGUUACUCACAGUGCAGUGGCUCUAUGAAGGUGAAGUUCUUCAGACUAAUGAGGGAGAACCUGAGAGUAAUUACAUAUUCACACCUUCAAGUGAGGAUGAUGGGAAGGCAAUAACAUGCAGAGCAUCACUUAAUGUUGAUGGUAUACCACUUGAUGAGAAGACCAAGGAGACGUCUGUACACAUGACAGUUUUCUCUGCACCGCACAAUGUUAAAAUAUCUGGAGCGACCGCCGUCCCGCUGGGAUCCAGUUUAAAUUUGACCUGUGAGGCCGAGGGCAAGCCAAAGCCUGCGUUUACAUGGACCGCUCUCAAACCAGAUGGCCAGUCUGUGGAAAUGGGAAAACAUCGAGAUCUCCUCGUACAUAACGUGUCCUUAUCAGAUGCUGCUACUUACCAGUGUGACGUUAGAAAUGACUUCGGAAGCCAAAGGGCCAACGUUUCAGUAGUCGUUCAAGCACCUCCUAUGAAUACCCUGAUUGAAGCAAGUCCACCAUCCAUUCUGAAGGAAGGAGAAUCUGUGAAUAUUUCCUGCAAGUCCAGCGUAGUCCCAGUGACACACGUGGUGCUCAGCAGGAGGGUGAAUGGUGCAAAAAUAGAGCUAGCGUCUAGUAAAGAGGCUGAAACAUCAUUAGCCCUCCUCUCUGUCAAUCUGACCGACUCUGGAGAGUUUGUGUGUGAGGCUUUCAAUGAUUAUGGCAGUCAGGAGACUACUCUCAAUCUAACUGUUGAAGCUCAUUUGCUAGAAGUGGUGUUACAACCGGACAAGGUCGUGUUGGAGAGAGGCUCCAGGCUGGUCCUCUCAUGUCAGGCUUUCGGUUGCCCUCAACCCAAGUUCUCCUGGAAGAAUCUUUCAAAUACGCCGAUCCUCAGGCGACUUGAGACGGAUGACUUACAGUCCCAGCUGGUUUUCGAUCUAGUAGAGUUGGAAGACGAGGGAACUUACCUUUGUGAGGUCACAUGUGGCUCAAUCAAGAAGUCCAAACAGACAGAAGUCAAGGUGUUUUAUCCCCCGAGAGUGCCCAGAAUCACUGUGAGCCCACUGACGGAAUUGAAGGAAGGAGAAUCCGUGACCAUUUCUUGCCUUUCCGACAGCUUUCCAGUGGGGCGUACGGUGCUGAACAGGGUGGUGGACGGCAUACAAACAGAAUUAAUGGCCAGUGAUAGGCUUGAAACAUUGUUUACCAUUCCUUCGCUUGAGCUGGAUGACUCUGGCAUCUAUAUUUGUGAAACUUCUAACAUGUAUGGAAGCCGCAAUGAUAGUGUGGAGAUUAAAGUAAAAGCACCACCCAGGAAUAUGACAGUGGAGAUCUUUCCAUCCACGGAUGUUCAGGAGGGGCAGAAUAUCACCAUCUGUUGUCGCUCCGUGAGCUUCCCUCCACCUGCGGUGGUCCUCAGUAAGCUGGAUAGUGAGAAACAUGUCUACUCUCUUGAUGGUGUAUUCCUACUGAUCAACCUCAAACCCAACGACACAGGCUUAUAUCAGAUCAACGUCACCAACUAUCUGGGCUACGAGACAGAGACUUUUAAUAUCAAUGUGAUAGAGAAAAGAGUCAACCCUCCAUUUGGCUGGAAUGAUUUUUUUAUGCCUGCGAUUAGCCUGGGAGUUGCUGCUGCGCUGCUCGGUGUUGUGGUGUACAUGUGGAGAGCUAGAAAGAAGGGAUCUUACGACCUUGCCAAAUGUAAUCCAGGUACCGUGUAGGCUGUGUUUACAUUCCAUUGGCUGUUCUGGAGGCAGCUACACUGGGAUGAAGUGUCUUGUCGGGGCCAAGGGCCUCCCUAAAGCAAGAACUGCAGGUGCCUGGAUUCAUCACCUUGAACAUCAGGUGACCAUAACCCCAGCUGGAUGGGAACCUGCAUUCUCCACAGCAAGAGACAAUCAAUGUGACCGUGAUUUGGCGCGCAUCCCCAGAGAAAGCAAAUCAAACCAGUGCGGUUCCUUUGUGUUGCUUGUGUUGGGAAGUGUCAACUCUUUUAAGAGACCACCUGGUCUGCACUUCAAGAAGUUUUCAAGUGUGGAAGUAUAAGUUGAAAUGCAAAUUGUGAAACAUACAUGUAAACAUUUUAGCAUUUAAGAGAAAAUAACCUAGCCAACAUGUUUUAAUUGAACUUUUUGGUACAGUUUCAUAAGACUCAUGUAGCCUAUUGUGUCCUAAAAAGUUUGUAUUUGUAUUGGGUGAAAUCUUUCGUUUUCAUAUUUAUUAAAGUAUCAGGUUUCUGUCAAUUGACCUGGGAAAGUUUUUUUUCUGGGAAAAUCCGUGGAAAAUUUGAUUCGCAGGAAAUCCACAGCGUCUGUCAUAGCUUCACUUUCACUUUAACAUUUCACUUUUGCUUUUCGGUUUUUCUGCAAUGUUUUCCUGUCCGUUCAGCACAAUAAAGGUGGGAUGAUUUGGAUAAGCUUAUUGUUCACUGCCUGUGUGCAAGCCAUUUUCCGAAUUUCCAACAAGUCAGGAACAAGCACACCUUCCAAAAAUAAACCACUCCACAUAUGUGCCUCCAACCUGUCAACACCAAUCAGACGCUCUGGAAAACAUCUGUUUCUGGUUACUGUUUAUUUUGUCCUGCAAAUAAAGACCAAAUGAUUAAAAAUCGA
This is a messenger RNA of Carassius auratus (goldfish), 5266 nucleotides long. Its product is annotated as hemicentin-2-like. Gene Ontology annotation, biological process: homophilic cell-cell adhesion; dendrite self-avoidance; axon guidance. Lineage: Eukaryota; Metazoa; Chordata; Actinopteri; Cypriniformes; Cyprinidae. The record is from RefSeq and is a predicted model, not a curated record. Bases 62 to 4375 code for a protein of 1437 amino acids. The transcript has 17 exons. Gene Ontology annotation, molecular function: cell-cell adhesion mediator activity. Gene Ontology annotation, cellular component: axon; plasma membrane.